This is a messenger RNA of Lolium perenne, 3299 nucleotides long. Its product is annotated as L-arabinokinase. NCBI's taxonomy places the organism in Eukaryota, Viridiplantae, Streptophyta, Magnoliopsida, Poales, Poaceae. The record is from RefSeq and is a predicted model, not a curated record. Gene Ontology annotation, molecular function: ATP binding.
AGCAACAGCCGACGCGCCCAUCGCACUUGAUGGAUCCGGAGCUCCCUGCCAAUUCGCCGGCAAUGCCGAGCAGCGACGGCGGGCCAUCGCCGCCGCGUCGCCUGGUCUUCGCCUUCUACCUCACCGGCCACGGUUUCGGCCACGCCACCCGCGCCAUCGAGGUGGUGCGGCACUUGAUCGCGGCGGGGCACGAGGUGCACGUGUCGACGGCGGUGCCGGAGUUCGUCUUCACCGCCGAGCUGCGCUCGCCCCUCGUCCACGUCCGCAAGGUCCUCCUCGACUGCGGCGCCGUACAGUCCGACCCGCUCACCGUCGACCCCCUCGCCUCCCUCGAGAAGUACCAUCAGACGGCGGUGGUGCCCCGGGAGUCGAUCCUGAAGACGGAGGCGGAGUGGCUCGGCGCCGUCAAGGCAGACCUAGUGGUCUCGGAUGUUGUUCCUGUGGUGUGCAGGGCGGCUGCAGAUGCGGGUAUCCGCUCGGUGUGCAUUGGGAAUUUUAGUUGGGACUACAUAUAUGCGGAAUACAUUGUGGCGGCCGGGUAUCAUCACCGAUCUAUUGUUUGGCAGAUAGCGGAGGAUUAUUCUCAUUGUGAGAUCUUACUUCGCCUACCUGGAUACUGCCCUAUGCCAGCUUUUCGUGAUGUCACUGACGUGCCUCUUGUCGUAAGAGGUUUGCGCAAAUCUAGAUCUGAGGUGAGGAAGGACCUCGGGAUUGCGGAGAAUGCUAAGGUUGUCAUUUUCAAUUUUGGUGGACAGCCAGCAGGAUGGAAACUGAAGCAAGAAUGGCUGCCUGAUGGUUGGAUCUGUUUGGUAUGUGGCGCAUCUGAUUCUCAAGAGCUUCCCCCAAACUUCAUUAAGCUUGCGAAAGAUACUUACACACCAGAUGUUAUGGCUGCAUCUGACUGCAUGCUUGGAAAAGUCGGAUAUGGAACUGCAAGUGAGGCUUUGGCCUACAAACUGCCAUUUGUGUUUGUCCGCAGAGAUUAUUUUAACGAAGAGCCAUUUUUGCGGAAUUUGCUUGAGCAUUACCACAACAGUAUUGAGAUGAUUAGAAGGGAUUUUCUUUCUGGGCACUGGAAACCUUAUCUGUUACGCGCUCUAACACUUCAACCAUGCUAUGAUGGCCCAAUAAAUGGUGGUCAGGUGGCUGCUCGGACCCUUCAGGAUAUUGCUGUUGGAAAGAAGUGUGUUUCUGACAAAUUUAAUGGGGCAAGACGAUUGCAAGAUGCAAUAGUCUUAGGGUAUCAACUACAAAGGACUCCUGGGAAAGAUGUAGAAAUUCCUGACUGGUAUUCUCUUUCUGGCGCAGAAAUUGGGGCUCAUCCAAUUUUAGAAAAUAUUGAAAAAGAAGGAAGCGCAGAAUCAUGCUGUGAAGACUUUGAGAUACUUCAUGGCGACCUGCAAGGCUUAACAGAUACCAUGAAAUUUUUGAAGAGCUUAUCUGGACUUGCUGGAAGUGAGUUCAAGAAUUCUGAGGUGCAAUCCCGAGAGAGAACUGCUGCAUCUGUGCUCUUUGACUGGGAGAGGGAGAUAUAUGUAGCAAGGGCACCUGGACGGUUAGAUGUCAUGGGUGGCAUUGCCGACUAUUCAGGAAGUCUUGUUUUGCAGUUGCCUCUUCGGGAAGCCUGUCAUGUUGCUAUCCAGAGAAAUCAUCCCAGCGAGCAGAAGCUGUGGAAGCAUGCACAAGCAAGACAGCUUGAGAAGGAAGGGGUGGUACCUGUGGUACAAAUUGUUUCAUUUGGUUCUGAUUUGAGUAACCGUGCACCAACUUUUGAUAUGGACCUGUCAGAUUUUAUGGAUGGUGACAAACCAAUAUCCUAUGAAAAAGCCAGAAGGUUUUUCUGCCAGGACCCAUCACAAAAAUGGGCUGCUUAUGUCGCCGGAACAAUUUUAAUCUUGAUGACUGAGCUAGGUGUGCAGUUCGCUGAUAGCAUGAGCAUUCUGGUUUCUUCUGCUGUGCCAGAAGGCAAAGGUGUUUCUUCUUCUGCAUCAGUUGAGGUUGCCACGAUGUCUGCUAUUGCAGCUGCCUAUGGUUUAAACAUUACUCCAAGGGAUCUUGCUUUGCUUUGUCAAAAGGUUGAAAAUCAUGUUGUUGGAGCUCCAUGCGGGGUCAUGGACCAAAUGACAUCCGCUUGUGGAGAAGCUAACAAACUCCUUGCAAUGGUUUGCCAGCCUGCAGAAGUGAAGGAAUUGGUUACAAUUCCUAAUCAUAUGCGAUUCUGGGGUCUAGACUCUGGAAUACGGCAUAGUGUUGGUGGGGGAGAUUAUGGAUCUGUAAGGAUAGGCACUUAUAUGGGACGAAAGAUGAUCAAGUGUGCAGCAUCCGACAUAGUAUCGGUAUCCUCAACUUCAGAUGCCUCUGCUCGGUCCGAUGAUUCUAAAGAAAAUGGCAGGGAUGUACCGAGUUCUGAAGCUUCCAUGGAGUAUUUGUGCAACCUACCACCUCACAGAUAUGAAGCUGCUUAUUCAAAAGAUAUUCCGGAGAUCAUUACUGGAGAUGCAUUUUUAGUGAAAUAUGGAGACCACAAUGACACGGUAACAGUAAUUGAUCCAAAGAGGUCUUACAGCGUGAAGGCGCCUACUAGGCAUCCCAUAUAUGAAAACUUCCGAGUCGAGACCUUCAAAGCAUUAUUAACAGCAGCUAAUACAGAUGAGCAAUUGGCAGCCCUUGGAGAACUUAUGUACCAGUGCCACUACAGCUAUAAUGCAUGUGGUCUUGGUUCUGACGGCACAGAUAGGCUGGUCAAUCUAGUACAAGAAAUGCAGCAUAGAAAGACUCAAGAAGAUGGAAGUCCUAGUCUAUUCGGUGCAAAGAUUACGGGCGGAGGGUCUGGUGGUUCGGUCUGCGUUAUUGGGAAGAACUGCCUUGAAAGCGCCGAAGAGAUUGCCGAGAUUCAACAAAGGUACAAGGCAGCCACAGGAUACCAGCCAAUCCUUUUCGACGGGUCGUCUCCCGGUGCCGGCAAGUUUGGCCACCUGAAGAUCCGAUGGCGGCGGCCCUCGUCGCCAAUCGCAUAAUGAAGUGAUAUGCUUUGGUUUGUACCCAGGCAGAUCAGGUCUGUUGAAUAGAUUUGGAAACAAGGUAUCCGGCCUUACAUUUGUUAGGCGAUUGGAGCUACCGUGAACUCUUUCUAUGGCACAUUCAUUCCAGAUUUAACACUCAGAUGAACUCUUUCUAUGGCACAUUCGUCCCAGAUACCCAUUCACGGUUAUUCAAUCACCACUACUAAUACCACUCUCAGAGUGCAGCGAUAUUGGCAAUAAUAAGCUCUUUCUGGAGCAUGGUCCUUUUUCGCACAA